AAUUUGGACUCCAAAUCCCAAGCCAUCCGCCUGUGUGCGUCGAACAGUUUCCACCUGGACAACGUUAGACCGACAAAGAAUUCAUAGACCCGUUAAGAAUCGAAGCCCAUUGUUCAUAGGCCGACAAGAAUCGAAGCCCAUUAUUUAUCUCUCUUGAUCUAGGAAGCGGAAAGCAAGAAGAAGAAGAAGUACUUCACGAACGGAAUCGCCUGUUCUUUCUGUGCUCUUUCUCUUCUCCGAAGAAAGCAAAGUGGUCGUCCAAGUAGAGAGUGCAUGGGUAGUUCGGUGGCUGAAUUUCCUGUGCCCCAGAAGACGCUCGCGCUUGAUAUCAAGGGGAACAAGACGGAUCUCGUAAUUUGCAGGUACGAUGACCAUAUCAUGGUGAUUGUCACUCAAAUAGGAGCGAUGGGGACGAUACUGCACGCCAGGAAGGAGGAAGGUGUCUCAAUCGAUCCUACUUUUAACGUCUCUGUUGUAUUUGGUAAGCGAGAUGAGCCGAUGAUGGUGGCAUGUGCUCGUCAGCUGAUUGAACAUAUAAGUAAUUCCAGGGCCUCUAGGCAAUUGGUGCUUUCUCUGGGUCUCAAGGAUCAUUCCUCGGAGACGCUGAAAGGAGUUGUUUCUGCUGUGAUUGAGAAUCGCCUAUGGUAAUUGCUUGCUUGAACUGAGCAUACCAUGUCCUUCUCAUCAGCACUUGCAGCAGUUAAACUUGGGCAAGAAUCCAUUUAAUUGCAGCACCUGGCAAACAUUUUUCUUGCAUAUGCUGGAAUUAACCACGACUUUGAAGAGGACUCUUUGGUUCUGGACUUUCCUCGGCUAUAGGAUUAUAGUUCAAAUUGCACUUAUGAUUUUCAUCUGUUUCGAUACUGGAGAGCUGAGUAAUGAGAAGUAUCGAGAAUU
Molecule: messenger RNA, 897 nt
Organism: Eucalyptus grandis
Lineage: Eukaryota; Viridiplantae; Streptophyta; Magnoliopsida; Myrtales; Myrtaceae
Exons: 7
Coding region: 274-648 (124 amino acids)
Biological process (GO): proteasome assembly
Source: RefSeq, a predicted model, not a curated record